CAAGUCUAGUCAAAGUCAGUUUGAAUUUACGCGGCUCGGACGGGGAAUUGGCUUUGUUGUUGAAUGAUUGUUUGGUAAAAAAAAGUUAAAAAAUUCAUAAAUUCUGUUGAUAAAACUAUGGAUAUUAAUAAGAUUUUCAUAAAACUCAAAGAAUUGGGUCAUGCAAAUAGCAGACGUGAUGAAUUACGUGAAUAUUGCAAACUGAAUCUUGAACAGAUAUUGAAGUUAUUACCUAGGCGCAUUGUGAGUAGUGAUGGAGCAAAUAUUUUGGAUUGUUUAUUCAAUGGAAUACCUGAUAACCCCUCAACAUCUCUUAGGUACAAAGUAAAGAUAGUAGAUAUAGUUCUACAGACUAUGAGAAAAGAGUCAACAUCUCUGAGUCACUGCGGAGAUGUUAUAAGCCGCCUCUGUCUCGAGCUGCCACGGAUGCCAGCAGAGGACCUGGUCAGAUGGUGCAAUGACAGUGUGCAGUCUAUUGUGGACGAUGGAGAUGUUAACAUGAUUUGGAGAGAUGUCCUGCCGGAAUGCCUCACAGGUCUGUCCUCACAGUCCACAAUAAAACACUGCGGCACAGAGCUAACAGUCAGUGAAUAUAAAGAGCAGUGUAUCCACACUUUGUGUCAGUGUCGGUGGAAGGAGAAGCAGUUGGUACAACUUGCUGCUAUGUUCAAAGAUAUGCAGCUUACCCGUAAUGACCACAAGCAAGCAGUCAACAAACUGUGUUCAUACAUCAUGGAUGUGCCUCCUGAUACCUUACCUCCUCUAGUACAUCAACUGCUCAAGCUAUGCAAGGUCCACAACGUGGAGAUAGUGCUGGCCCACCUGAGCCGCUACUUCGGCGCGAGACUGUACAGCAAGCUGGAGCCUCCGCCGCAGGACUCAGAGUCUACCACCAUGGACAUUGAUGAUAUUGUGCCCCACAGUGCAGCGGAACUAAGCCGCUGUCUAUCCACCAUCCUGUACCACGUGACGCAGGGCGCGGCGGAACCGGAAGUGGUCCGGAAGCAGCUUCGGCUGUGGCCCCGGACGCAGCUGUUGCGGGCGCCCUUCCUGCUCGAUGUGGCGCUGGCCUUGUCUGACAAGGGAGCGGACUUCAGAUCUGUUUGUUUGGAUGUGAUAAAAUCGGCCAUAGAGCAGCGGAUCCAGGACGAGCUGCGCAGCAAAGAGUCCUGUUGGGUGCGCUCGGUGCUGCCGCCGGAUGUAGAUGUCGCUAGUGUGCUCAAAGUGCUUACUACUGAGAGCGCCAACCACCGGGAGUUAACCGUUAUGGGUCUGAUCAACCUCGCAUUUUCCCUUCUCUCUGUGUCCCGACUUAAACCUGUGGCGCCAUCUUGUUGGUCGCACGGGAAAUUGAUUUUGGUGCGACUUUCCAAGUCCCAGCCUGAAACGGCGUCGCAUAUAUUGAGUUUGUUAGCUGACCGCCUGGCUGGAGGGUGUCAGCUGAGGCAGUACGCUGAUUGCCUCCACGUCCUCUGCAAGUUGACCCCAGUAUCUGUUGAGCGUUGCACGGAAUUGGCAGCCAUAUUGGAAUGCUGCCAGCCUUCUCCAACGGAUUAUAAAUCCGCGGCAGCUGUUUUAGACGCGGUACAUCCGCUGAUCAACUUCAGUACUAGGACCAGGGACACUAUCGUGAUGGUAUGCAGGAAGGGAUUAUAUUCCAGGGACCCGAACCACCGCUGCCUGGCGCUGUCGGGGUUCCUCAGCGUGCUGCGCCACGUGCGACUGAACAGUUCCACGUUCAGCAGCAGCCAGAGCGCCCACAGCGACCACUAUAGCUCACACUCCUACCUAACUCAGAUCUGUGUUGAUCUGCACGCCACUCAACAUGGCGCUGUGACGUCUCGCGUCCGCAACGAAGCCAUGUGUUUGGAAGUGAUCUCGAUAUUACGCCGUUGUCUGGGGCAAGACGCCACGGUCAAACAGCUCUUGUAUACCAAAAUUUACGACUGCGUGAAAGAAAAGACAGUGCUUCACGACGUAAUACUGGAGCUGUUAUAUGAACAGCUCCAGAAGUAUCUGCCUGAGGACGGAGAGGGUACAUUGAAGUGGGAGAAAUGUAUACAGAUCAAUGCCACUUCGGCUUUAUUAGUAGAGCCAAUUGCAAACCUUCUAUACGUAAUAGCAGAAUUUCUGCAACCAGUGGAAGAGGAUUUAGAAGACAUAUUAGGCAGUCAGAACGGGGAGCCGAGCGCCAUAUUCCUUAAAACGAAGCUAAUGAAUCUGCUUGACAAACACGAGCUAUUCACCAGUGGUGUUGAUAUGGAGGACCUAGGUAUCUCAGACAUAACCCCGGAGUCAAAGUUCAAGAGUCUAAAGGUCCAACAAAUUCUACAAUGUUACGAGGCACUCAUAGCUCAUAGGGUGAUGCAGUGGAACGCAAACAGUACAGAUGUGGCGAACAACGUGUAUAGUCUGUAUAAGGCGCAUAGCCAGCUGUUGGAGCGGGCCAAGACGUCACCGAAAUCCGCGAAGAAGGGCAACAAGACUCUAAACGAAACGCAAAAGACUCAGAAGAGUCAAAAGUCUCAGAAGGAGAAAGGGAAGACUCCAGCUAAAUUGUCCAACAUGGUGAAGGAUAGGGCGGGGCCCUUCAGGCCGCUGGCGUGCGGCUGGCGGCUGCCCGUGUGCCUGAAGCUCGUGCAGUUGUUGUACAGCCCGGAGAGCCCGCGCAGCCGGCGAGACCAGCGAGACCAGCUCCGCGGCCGCCCGGAGCUGCACCAGCUCUGUCUCAGCUCCGCGCUGUCCGCGCUGGCGGCGCUGGCGGCGGACCUCGCGCGCCGCGACGUGGCCACACACGUUGUCGCUAUAGCCGCCAUUGUGUACAACCAGUGUCUUUGCAGGUACCAAGAUAUGUGCACAUUCGACGAGCAAACGACGCUGCUAUGUCUCGAUCUGUUCAAAGCAUGCCUGAACAUAUUACUCUCGCCGAACCACUCACUGCGAGUGGAGAGCUUCUUGCCUACUAUCACCGGGAUGCCAGAAGCGACAGCUUCGUCCUGCGUCGCGUCGGUACUAGAGAAAGUGCACGAUGCUCUCGUACUAGCUUCAGAAGAAAGUGUCGAGGACAAUGAUACGGGGCUGAAGAAAUCUGUGGCCGCUUUGGCACAGAUUGCUGAAGUGUGUCUGAUGGUGCCGGGGUUGCAUUCCGCAGAAAUUAGUGGGGCCACAAUAAAGCUGGAAGAGUACGUCCGCGGCAGCAAGACCCCCGAGGCGAGCCUGCGCAUGACGCGGGCGCUGCUGCGCGCCGGGCGCCGCGCGCUGCUGCACGCGCUGCUGGCGAAGCUGGCGCACAGCUUGGCCAGGAUCGAUGAAGAAGACACAUCGGCCGGUGGGGAGGAAACCUCAGACUUCCCGAGCAUAGACUCAAGAACCGGACACACAGUGCUUCAGUACAUUUGUUCGCACUUGGCCGACCAGCUACAGUGCGUCGAGCAUCUCAUACUGCGCGCCAAAGAUCUCUCCGGUGUAGUGUACGAUCACAACCAGCAAAUAAGCAGAGAACUAAAAGAGCUAUACAAAAGCAUACUAAUCCAGCUAUGUCAACUAACAACCUGGACUACUCGCGUGUGCAAACUGAGGUGUAGCGUCGGCAGCGGCAGCGAGAGGGUUGUGGCGACCGCCUUGAAGCUGUACACUGUACUGGCCACGCUCGCUAAGUGUAUCACUGUUGAUAUGGCCGUGUUGGUCAGAUUCGAGCGCCUACUAAAACUGUGCGGCAAGAAGUUAUCAUCUGUGACAGACAACCUCAUAACCUAUCUGGAGGCGUCGCAACAACAGCAGACCGCGAGCAAAGUGCUCAAAGACACUAAGCUCAUACCGCGGCUUGUUCUGCAGUGUGAGCAGUUCAGCAAACACGUCAUUUUGUUAGCUGCCAAAGGGAAGCUCAAUUACCAGCAGUACCUGUCUCUGGGCACGGCGCGAGACUUCAGGAUAAAGGCUCCAGUACUGCAGGAGGCGCUCAAUGCUAUAGAGAACAGGAUAGACGACGCCUCCGACAAUGAAGAACAAGUAAACAUCAAUGACGCAGAAACCGAAGUCCUAGCUCGAGGCAGUGGUUCCGAAGUGAGUGACGACGAAAAAAAUAACAGAAAAAGACGUCGAGUGUCGUAAAUGUGCGAACCCAACCGAAAGUGAGAGCGCCUUUUAUUAAUGUUACAAAUGUGAUUACGACUUGUAAGAUUACUGUUACGUUUAUGUAAAUUAAUAAAUCGGUAUAUCAAAUCAA
Messenger RNA from Plodia interpunctella (Indianmeal moth), 4225 nucleotides. It is a transcript of the gene FANCI, whose product is annotated as Fanconi anemia complementation group I. The record is from RefSeq and is a predicted model, not a curated record. Bases 118 to 4110 code for a protein of 1330 amino acids. Lineage: Eukaryota; Metazoa; Arthropoda; Insecta; Lepidoptera; Pyralidae. Gene Ontology annotation, biological process: DNA repair. The transcript has 25 exons. Gene Ontology annotation, molecular function: DNA polymerase binding.